Messenger RNA from Mytilus californianus (California mussel), 4374 nucleotides. RefSeq lists its product as uncharacterized. The record is from RefSeq and is a predicted model, not a curated record. NCBI's taxonomy places the organism in Eukaryota, Metazoa, Mollusca, Bivalvia, Mytilida, Mytilidae. Bases 256 to 1701 code for a protein of 481 amino acids. The transcript has 3 exons.
AAAUAAUAAUGUGCAAACGCUUAUUGUGUAAAUGUCUAUUAAUAACUGAUAUUCAGCCAUAUUUUUAUCAUCGAGGGUUUCAUUUACCAUAAUCAAGAAAAUAGUAUGCUGCACCAACCAAAGCUAUUUCUAGGUGUAGAUUGUUGUCUGCGAUGAUCUGUAAAGUUUUCAAUGGACAGGUUUAGAAGAGUUCAAAUAUCAUCACAACUAACGUACAUAGUUCAAGAUUAAAAUAUUGACUAUGUCUUGAAUAAUAUGAAUGAAAGAGAAAAGAAAGCCAUUCAAAAGAACUUGAUAGAUCUGAUACACAAUGUAAAUCCUAAUGAUAUAACUCCAUAUCUCUUCCAAGAUGAUCAAAUCUCCAGAUCACUGUACGAGGAACUUUUAGACCUCAAUGUAUCGAGAAGAAAAUUAUGUCAACUCUUCAUACGACGUAUUACGUCAAACGGAAGUAAAUGCAAGUUUGAAAGCUUCCUUCGGGCGCUCAGUAAAACAUAUCAUUUUCUUUCUGAGAAGAUAAAAGAAACGUUAGCAAACAUUGGUGAAAAUCAAAACUUACAAACAGAAGAACAACUGAUAUAUCGACGUAAAGAGGUAUCUGAACCGAAUAAUGACAACCAUGUAAAAACACAAACAUCAAGAAACCAAGAAACAAUUACAGAGCAUGCUAUUAUUUAUCAGCCAGUAAAGAAAAUCAAUGUUUUUACAGAAAACAGGCGUAGAAUCUCAAUGAUGUCACACAGACUCAAACGUCUUAACCAUGACGGUGACAUUGAUAAAUUCAGAAAAUUUAUGGGGAAAAUCAGCGACAAGUUUUCAAAGCACAAACUUGACAGGUUCAAGAACAUAACAGCACGUAUGAAUCUUGCAGACAUGAAAUUCACCUCGCUCGAGGCUGAAGCUAGUUUUAAACGAGUUAACUAUGACGUAAAUUUGUCUAAAAAUCCCAUCUUUGAAGAGAUGAAGUCAAUGAUUCCAUUUACAACUAACCCACAAGUGAGCAGUAUGACUUAUUUAGCCAGAUAUGGAUCGGCUAUAUCCAUGUUAGAAUCUCUCGAUGUCGGACUAGGUUUCUUGCAGUAUUCAAAACAUCACGCUGAACAUGUGGUACCGUGCAAAGAAACAGGCAUGGUCUUUUAUAUUGAGGUAAACCUACUUUCCCAGAAAUACGAGCAAAAUCCCUCUGAUGAAAUUAAAAAAUCAAUACUUAAAACUGCCGAACUUGCCAUUUCUCAGUUUUCUGGAGAAGAUGAAAAUGUUCAAAAAGAUUACCAAAGAAUGCUUAUGCUAAAAAUGGUGUUUUGCAGAUUAGGAAUAGGACUUUUUGGCAAACGAAUAGACAGUGUUAAAGUAGACGAUAGUGAUAGAGAAGCAGCAAAAAACUAUAUGGACUUUAUUGAAAAACCCGAUAUCUGGGAAGGUAUGGAGAAAAGACGAAAGAUGUUGUUUCAGAUUGCCAAAUCUGAGUUCUAUAGACAACAUAAUCAGAUUGAUCUCGCUCGCAUGCAUGCGAGAGAAGCAGCUGGAAUUGCCGAAGAAAAUAAGUGGAAUGCCGAAUUACCUAACAUAAAGAAACUCAUAAACGAACUGGAAAAUCAUAUCGAACCAAUUACAAAAAAGGAAAACGAAGAUAUAGAUGAUUGGAUAAACGAACUAGAGAAUCAUUCAGAGGAAAUAGGAGAAAACAACAAAUUUGUAUAACGAGUUAACAGUUAAAUAUUGUAACAUAUCCUUAAUUUUGAUCGGAAUCUCGUGGUUAAAUCAGCUGCUGUUUUUGUGUAAUUGAGUUAAUCAUUUCCAAGCAAUUAAAAAUUGAUAAGACAAACAGUUUUGUAUCUACAUAAAUGUAGAAUCUGAAUCUCAGUAAAUAAUAUUUUCAGAAUUAAUAUAACAUUGAGAUUUACUUUUAGAAGAUUUAUUUCGUGAAUCAUAACAAAACAUUUAUAGUUGGAAACUAGUAAAUAUUAUUCAUAUAGUUACCUUACAUUGGAUUUGAUAUAGCAUGAAUCUCAUUAAAAUUUUAUUAAAAAAUAUUUUUUCUUUUGCAAAAUGUCUGUACCAAAGAAGGAAUAUGACGGGGAAUGGUAAUGUUUUGAAAUGAUAAUCCUUUUAAGUCAUUUUUAUUGAUAUUAGCUAAUACUUAUGAAAUAACUUUUUUUAUAUACCUUAAAAAAAUAACAUUUUUCUUUGUACACAUUUUUUCUUCAUAUAAGAAUAAGAAGAUGGAUUUAGACACUAUCUGUGUGCAGUAUAAAACUACAAUAAGAUUAAGUACAGUAAUUUUAGGGUUGAUGCGUUAUUAAGGUUAAUCAUGAUGGAUGUAAAAUCAAACAAAUACCUAUUGAUAGGCUUGAAGUUGUAACCCAGUUGUCAUAUUUAUGAAUAUUUUACAUUACAUAUAACUUUUUUGUUUCCAUGUGAACAGAGAUAAUAAUUUAUAUAUUGCAAAUCAUUUGAUUUGUGUUGUGCUGACAAGAAGAUUAAAGAGCACAUCAAUUAUGAUGACUUAAUUUCGCUUGUGAUUGAGAAUCGCGAAUAAUACAAAGUAAAAUUUGCGAGUCUUUAGUAAUAUGAAAGCAACUAACGUAGUAAAUUAUGCAUAAAAAGCUUUUUGUGUUAUCAAAAGCAUGUCAUUUCCCUUGCUUAGUUAUCUGUUAUGCAUUACCAAAUUUUCAAAUAUUCGGCUUUCAGCGUUCCCGAUGAUACAGUGUUUUUUAAAUUUUUUUUUAUUAAUUUCUAGAAAUACUUAAGCUGUCUGUUUAUUUUAACUGAAAUAUAGAAGAAAAUAAUUAUGAUAAAUUACCAGAAUGGUAGUAGGUUUUCAUAUGAUAUGUAGAUUUGCGCAAAACAAUACUUUCUUGCAUAUGUCAAUGUGACGCAAAACAUAGUAUAUCUAAACGUCAAACGUAUGAUACAGCACACAACACGUUUGACGAUCAACCUUCAUCAGGUACGUUCGAAAUUAAAAGUUUGGGAAGUCAAACAUAUAAAAUUUACGUGAACCUUCAAAACAAAAAGGAGCAAUUCCAUACACAACUUCAUUGAAAAUAUAAAGUAAAAUUAUUUCAUAUAUAUAUAUAUAUCAUGCCUUUACCGAUGCGUAAUUUCGAAUUUUCAUUCUAUAAAUAUUGUUAUAAAAUAACUUGUUGUAAAAAUAAACUGCUAUAUUUGUCGAAAGUGGCACGUAUUAAUAAGCAAUUUAAAGGUUGUUACCGAAUUGGCAUUGAGGUGUAAAUCAAAAAAGCGUAAGUGCCGUAACACCAUAACCCCACAAAACAAGAUUUGCAUGCUUAUAUAUCUAUGCCAGUAUGACGCCUUUUUUACACUGCUUUUUAUUGGAAUUUAAACUUAACUCUGUGACCUCUAUGCUCUAUGCUUUUUAUAUUAAUGAAAUGGAAAUUUCUGUUUAAAUGAUUGUAUAUUUUCAAAACUUGCACGACAUUAUUGACAUUUGAUAUACCAUGUAUAUCUUAUAUUCAUAUAUAUUUUGGUAGAAUUGUCAAUCUUCUGCGAACAACGACUCUAAAAGUAUAAAACGGUAUGACAAUUUUUCCAGUAAGCAAUGAAACUUUCUUACAAGCUUGUUGAAUACAAAAUUUCUUAAAGUUCAUAGAAUAACUAUUUACGCACAUUGUACUGUAACCAUAAUAUGGGACCCGGACGGGUGUCACAUGUGGAGCAGGAUAUGCUUACCUUUCCGACGCACUUGAUAAUACCCCCGGUUUUUUGCAGGGUUUGUUUUGCUCUGUCUGUUUUGUGUUCUGUGUACUGUUGUUUGUCGUUUUUCGUUUUUUGCCAUGGCGUUGUCAGUGUUUCUUGUCGACUUAUGAUAUAAAAAUAAGAAAUAUGAGUUUGAAUAUCCCUUUGGUAUAUUUCGCCUCUCUCUUAUUUCAAUAUCCUUAACAACUUUAAGCAACCCUAAGUAUAGAGUUUCACGCAUAAAACAACCAAAUAGUUCAACACAUGUUUCUGGAUUACAAUUAAUUAAAUGCGCUUGAGACCAAAAGUGCGGAAGGCAAAUAAAAAACAUUUAAAAGCAAAAAAAAAGUCCAACAGAACAACCAAUGUCGUCUUAUGUCAAUGUUUCAAGUAAUUGUUGCGACUUCAAUUUAUUUUAAUACAUCAUUAUUAUGUAUUUAUACGAUAAAAAGUGUAAUACAUGAGCGUUAAAAGACAUUACAUUGAUAUGGUUGGGGAGUUGGUCUUAUUCAGAUGAAAAGAUGCAUCCCGUUUAGUAUGUUUAGUUAGGAACAAUUGAACAAAUUAAACUAAAUACAAUUUAUCUUCUAUACUACUAUAUUCAUUUUAUAUUUUCCGAUGAUGUUGGUAUUUUCUAUAGCUUGUAUUGCGAUUAAUAAAGGCGAUAUUAUUUUA